AUGUCGAUGAGCAUAGCCCCGUCUGCAUCCGCGUCUGUCCGUGAUUCAUCGGACAACCGUACCCUCGUUGAAGCGGGAGAUGGAGUUCGAGACGAUCAGCCUCGGACUUUGUCAAGGGAGGAAAAGGAUCCUUGGUUGGUAGAGUUUGAUGACCAGGAUGCGUACAAUCCGAAGACUUGGAGCCGGUCAAGCCGCUGGUAUCUUACCUCGUUAGGUGGCCUCCUCGUCUUGAAUGCUACUUUCGCUAGCUCAGCACCAUCCGAGAUAGUAACCAUGAUCGGUCAAGACUUGGGAUUCGGUAUGGAGGUUGGGUCGCUUAUAAUCGCAGUUUUUGUCGCUGGGUAUUGCGUUGGCCCAAUUGUGUGGGGGCCUGUAAGUGAGCGUGUUGGUCGGCGGCCAAUUCUGAUCAUAUCGUUUCUUUUCUACACCGGCUUUCAAGUUGGAUGCGCGCUUAGUCCCAACACUGGCUCGCUCAUCGUGUUCCGCUUACUUGGCGGCCUGUUCGCCUCGGCUCCCUUGACCGUCAGCGGUGCCAUUGUCAGCGAUCUAUGGGAUGCAAAAACUCGCGGAAAGGCAAUGACAAUGUUCUCUGUCGCACCCUUUGCUGGCCCUGCGCUUGGCCCCACUGUUUCCGGGUGGAUUGCCCAGUCCGGCACUGAUUGGAGAUGGAUCUUCUGGGUUCUCACUCUCUUCGCUGGCGUCUGUUUGGCCCUCAUCGUGCUUACAUUGAAGGAGACCUACGCGCCUAUCCUACUUACUCGUAAGGCGCACCGUUUGCGGAAAGAAACCGGCGACUCGCGAUACUAUUCGCCACUUCAGGCGGAUAAACAAACCUUCUCUCAUCGCGUAAAGAAAGUGCUCGGCACUCCCUUCGAGAUGUUGGCUAAGGAGCCCAUCCUCCAGGCAUUGACCGUCUACAUGAGUUUCGUGUAUGGUUGUGUCUACCUGCUAUUUGAAGCUUAUCCGAUAGUCUUCACUGAGGGUCACGGUCUCAAUCCCGGGGUGUCCGGAUUAAUGUUCCUACCGAUCUUCAUCGGAGGCGUUCUCGGAUGUUUCAUUUAUCUGAUCUUCUUCAAUCCCCGUUAUGUGCGAUACGUCGACCACUACGCACCAAAUCCAGUCCCGCCUGAGAAGCGGCUGGAAUCGACGCUCAUAGCUGCACCCCUUCUCGCGAUAUCGUUUUUCGCGUUCGGCUGGCUUUCUUAUAGCUGGAUUAGUUACUGGGCACCAAUGAUGAUGGGUGGGUUACUCGGUUUUAGCAUCCUCUUGAUAUUCUUUACGCUAUUCAACUACAUCGUGGACACGUACUUGUUCGCCGCCGCCUCUGCGCUCUCCGCAAACACGAUCGUCCGAUCUAUAUUCGGCGCCGUUUUUCCUCUUUUUGCGCGCCAGAUGUUCCAGGCGAUGAACCCUCGCUGGGCAUGCACACUGCUAGGAUGCUUUGCGGCUCUCAUGAUUCCUAUCCCGUUCAUUCUCAUCAGGUAUGGCCCUAAGUUGCGUUCAAGGUCAAGGUUUGCCCCGGAUCUUCCGAUGGGUGUACCGGAGAAAGCACCCCAGGAAGAAGUGUAUCACGAACUCUCGCAACCACUGCGUCUGCAUGGUGCUCGUCUUGUAGCCACCCGGCGCACCGCAGUCACUGGUGCUCGCUUCGCAUCAACCUCCGCGGCGGAGGCGCCCGAAACGCUGUCAUGGCCGGAUUACUUGUCUAUCCGAAAGAAGAAGCGUAAAUGGGAAAUGGCUAUGACCGUGCCCUGCGUACUUGCGGGCCUCGUAGGAGGCGCGAGUUACUUCGGCUCUCUCGAAAUGGAUCCAACAAAGCCUAUUUUUGGUGUUGACCCUAUGAUUUUCUUUGGCGGGGCAACAUUCGCCAGCAUGGGCCUUGGUUACCUCAUAGGGCCCAUAGCUGGAUCUCAACUCUGGCGCACUACUCACAGGCGUACCAUGUCAUUGAUAGAAGCUCGGGAUCGCCAAUUCCAUGCACACAUUGUGAAGAAUAGAGUGGAUCCCACCUCGCAGAGUGCCACAAACCCUGUACCGGACUUCUAUGGUGAGAAGAUAGGUUCAUUGAAAGACUACCGACAGUGGCUCCGGGACCAAGCGAGGUACAAGCGAAAGGCACGGUGGACCGAGGAUGAGUGA
Peniophora sp. CBMAI 1063 is the source of this 2139-nucleotide messenger RNA. NCBI's taxonomy places the organism in Eukaryota, Fungi, Basidiomycota, Agaricomycetes, Russulales, Peniophoraceae. The record is from the annotation of a GenBank genome assembly.